Messenger RNA from Aspergillus nidulans FGSC A4, 3150 nucleotides. RefSeq names its product pitrilysin family metalloprotease cym1 (gene cym1). Gene Ontology annotation, molecular function: metal ion binding. The transcript is spliced from 2 exons. The record is from RefSeq and is a predicted model, not a curated record. Gene Ontology annotation, cellular component: mitochondrial matrix. Bases 1 to 3150 code for a protein of 1049 amino acids. NCBI's taxonomy places the organism in Eukaryota, Fungi, Ascomycota, Eurotiomycetes, Eurotiales, Aspergillaceae. Gene Ontology annotation, biological process: proteolysis.
AUGCUCCGGUCAUACUUGCACCUAGGCAGGCAUCGAACGCCGGCUUUUCGCCAGCCACUCGGACGAUUGCUAAGACCAACCGCGUCGAUACUGCAGUAUGCUCAGUCUCGGACGCUCGCUUCAGUAUCUAGCUUGGAGAGCUUGCCGGAGGUGGGAGACCAGCUCCAUGGGUUUACAGUUCAGGAAAAGAAACAAGUGCCGGAAUUGCACCUUACAGCUAUCCGUUUAAGGCAUGACAAAACCCACGCGGAUUACCUGCAUAUCGCACGAGAAGACAAGAACAAUGUUUUCGGCAUCGGUUUCAAGACAAACCCUCCGGACGCCACAGGUGUGCCCCAUAUUCUGGAGCAUACCACUCUCUGCGGCAGCGAGAAAUAUCCUAUCCGCGAUCCGUUUUUCAAAAUGUUACCGCGGUCCCUCUCAAAUUUCAUGAACGCUUUUACUUCGUCCGACCACACUAUGUAUCCGUUUGCCACAACGAAUCAACAAGAUUUUCAGAACCUCUUGUCGGUCUACCUAGACGCCACUAUGCAUCCUCUGCUUAAAGAGGAAGACUUUAGGCAGGAAGGAUGGCGUUUGGGACCUGAGGAUCCCCGUGCAAUCCAAACUCAGGAGGGAAAUCUGAAGCCUGAAGACAUUCUGUUUAAGGGUGUUGUGUACAACGAAAUGAAGGGUCAGAUGUCAGAUGCGAACUACUUAUAUUGGAUUAGGUUCCAGGAAAGCAUCUUUCCGGCCAUCAAUAACUCCGGAGGAGACCCCCAACAUAUCACGGAUCUGACGCACAAGCAACUCGUGGAGUUUUCCAAGAAGAACUACAAUCCCAGUAAUGCUAAGAUCAUCACUUACGGCGACAUGCCUUUGGCCGAUCAUCUGAAGCAGGUCGGUGGCGUCCUAAACGACUUUUCGAAAGGGGCUGUCGACACAACGGUGAAGUUGCCCAUUGAGCUCCGAGGCCCCAUAAAUGUGACUGUCCCGGGACCAAUCGACACUUUCGUAAGUGAAGACAGACAAUUCAAAACAUCCACUUCUUGGUACAUGGGCGAUAUCACGGAUACUGUCGAGACCUUUUCGGCCGGCAUCCUCUCGUCCCUUUUGUUAGAUGGUUAUGGGUCUCCCAUGUACAAAGCUCUGAUUGAAAGUGGCUUGGGCUCCUCGUUCACUCCUAACACGGGACUCGACACUUCUGGUAAAAUCCCUAUUUUUUCGAUUGGAGUUACAGGUGUGAGCGAGGAGCAAGCUCCUCGGGUCAAAGAAGAGAUUCAGCGAGUCCUUCAGGAAACUCUUCAGAGGGGCUUCAACGAUGAAAAGGUCCAAGGAUUUCUCCACCAGCUGGAGCUUGCUCUGCGUCAUAAGACAGCGAACUUUGGCCUCGGUGUUAUUCAGAAAACCUUCACCUCUUGGUUCAACGGCUCCGAUCCUAUGAAGGAGCUUGCAUGGAACGAGGUUAUCAAUGCCUUCAAAAGUAGGUACGAAAAAGGAGGCUACUUAGAGGCGUUGAUGCAAAAGUACCUCAUCAACGAUAACUGCCUGACUUUUACGAUGGUUGGUACCCCUUCAUUUAACAAGGAAUUGGAUGAUAAGGAAAUGGCGCGGAAGGAGAAAAAGUUUGAGCAAUUAACUCAGCAACAUGGUUCUGUUGAGAAGGCUGUGACUGAGCUUGCUAAAGCAGAGCUGCAGCUGCUUGAAGUUCAGGAAAAGGCCCAGCAUGCUGACCUGAGCUGUUUGCCGUCUUUGCGUGUGGAGGAUAUUUCACGGCAGAAAGAGCACAAGCCAGUCCGCGAAUCUAAGGUCGAAGGCACAGAUAUUGUUUGGCGCGAAGCUCCAACCAAUGGACUGACCUAUUUUCAAGCUGUGAAUGCCUUCGCCGAUCUUCCUGAUGAUCUCCGCCUGCUCCUGCCACUUUUCAACGAUGCAAUCAUGCGGCUUGGAACACCAACUAGGACCAUGGAGCAGUGGGAAGACCUGAUAAAACUCAAAACGGGUGGUGUCUCGACCUCGAAUUUCCAUACUACAUCGCCAACAGAGAUGGGCAAAUACACUGAGGGACUUCAAUUUUCUGGUUUCGCUCUGGACAAAAAUGUCCCCGACAUGUUGGAAAUUCUCACAGCUCUCGUUACUGAGACAGACUUCACCAGCCCUUCUGCUCCGGCCAUGAUCCAGGAGCUUUUGCGGCUGACUACCAACGGGGCAUUGGAUGCUGUUGCAGGAACUGGUCACCGAUACGCUCUAAACGCAGCUGCUGCCGGUCUUUCUCGUAGCUUCUGGGCACAAGAGCAGACCUCAGGUCUAGCACAGCUGCAAGCUACGGCGAAUCUCCUGCGUGAUGCCGAAACUUCUCCAGAACGCCUAGCCGAGCUGAUCGAAAAGCUUCGUCUCAUUCAAUCAUUCGCUAUCUCGAAGACAUCUGGUCUUCGUGUUCGCCUCGUCUGCGAACCGGCCAGCUCGACCCAGAAUGAAUCUGUUCUGCAAAGGUGGGUUACUGGACUGCCUAAGGUCCCGUCGCCCACGUCCCAACCUCAAAGGUUUGACUUGAGCACACCUUCCAAGAAGGCGUUCUAUGAUCUACCUUACAAGGUUUACUAUUCUGGUCUGGCUUUGCCUACCGUGCCAUUUACACACUCAUCCAGCGCGACUCUGAGCGUCCUUUCUCAGCUUCUGACGCACAAUUACCUCCAUCCUGAGAUCAGAGAGAAAGGUGGCGCCUAUGGUGCAGGAGCAAGCAACGGUCCGGUCAAGGGAUUAUUCGCAUUCACCAGCUACCGCGACCCCAACCCUGCCAACACCCUCAAGGUCUUCAAGAACAGUGGGGUCUUCGCGCGUGACCGGGCUUGGUCAGACCGUGAAAUCAACGAGGCUAAGCUUGGUAUCUUCCAAGGACUCGAUGCCCCCGUUAGCGUUGAUGAGGAAGGAUCUAGAUACUUCCUGAAUGGUAUCACGCAUGAGAUGGACCAGCGCUGGAGAGAACAGGUCCUAGACGUCACCGCCAAGGACGUCAACGAGGUUGCGCAGACCUUCCUGGUAGAUGGCACCCGGCGGUCUGUCUGUCUCCUCGGUGAGAAGAAGGACUGGGCCGAAUCUGAGGGCUGGGAGGUCCGCAAGCUCUCUAUGAAUCCCAAUGGUUCCAACAUUCCCUCCGGUGAUGCCGCAUAA